Molecule: messenger RNA, 1170 nt
Organism: Ramularia collo-cygni
Lineage: Eukaryota; Fungi; Ascomycota; Dothideomycetes; Mycosphaerellales; Mycosphaerellaceae
Product: actin-6
Exons: 4
Coding region: 1-1170 (389 amino acids)
Biological process (GO): Arp2/3 complex-mediated actin nucleation
Cellular component (GO): actin cortical patch; Arp2/3 protein complex
Molecular function (GO): actin filament binding
Source: RefSeq, a predicted model, not a curated record
AUGGCGGAGGCGCCCAUUGUGCUCGAUGGAGGUACCGGUUUCCUCAAGGUCGGAUAUGCUGGCCAGAACUUCCCCGACCACCAGUAUCCCUCCAUCGUUGGACGACCGAUAUUACGAACUGAAGAGCAGACGUCGGGAGACAUUCAAUUAAAGGACAUCAUGUGUGGUGAGGAAGCUGCGGCAGCACGGUCAAUGCUACAAAUCACAUACCCGAUGGAGAAUGGCAUAGUGAAGCGAUGGGACGACAUGCAGCACCUCUGGGACUACACCUUUUUCGAGAAGAUGAAARUCGAUCCAACUGGCCGCAAAAUCCUCCUAACGGAACCUCCGAUGAACCCACUGAAGAAUCGAGAGCAAAUGGCAGAAGUCAUGUUUGAGCGCUACAACUUUGGUGGCAUCUACGUCGCCAUUCAGGCUGUCCUCGCGCUCUACGCUCAAGGUCUCUCUUCUGGGGUGGUGGUGGAUUCUGGAGAUGGUGUCACACAUAUCGUUCCCGUGUACGACAGCACAGUGCUCAAUCAUCUCACCCGCCGACUGGAUGUUGCAGGUCGGGACGUCACUCGCAACCUCAUUUCGCUGUUGACUCGACGUGGAUACGCUUUGAACCGUACGGCAGACUUUGAAACUGUGCGCGCGAUCAAGGAGAAGCUGUGUUAUGUCUCUUACGAUCUGGCACUCGAUCAACGCCUCAGCGAAGACACGACUGUUCUGGUUGAAUCAUACACUCUCCCCGACGGCCGCGUCAUCCGAGUUGGAAGUGAGCGCUUUGAAGCCCCAGAAUGUCUUUUCCAGCCUCAUUUGGUUGAUGUAGAGCAGCCCGGCAUCGCGGAGUUCCUCUUCAACACCAUUCAAUCCGCCGAAGUAGAUAUCCGCUCAUCUCUUUACAAAGCUAUUGUCCUAUCUGGAGGGAGUAGCAUGUACCCUGGUCUACCAUCGCGAAUGGAAAAGGAAAUCAAGCAGCUUUGGCUGACAAAGGUCCUCGGCGGCAACCCAGAACGACUCAGCAAAUUCAAGGUUCGGAUAGAGGAUCCGCCGCGGAGACGGCACAUGGUGUUUCUGGGUGGUGCCGUGCUAGCCAACAUCAUGGCAGACAAGGAGGACAUGUGGGUUUCGAAGCAGGAAUGGGAGGAGCAAGGAACCCGUGCUUUGAAGAAGCUUGGAGAGAGAUGA